Messenger RNA from Linum trigynum, 773 nucleotides. The record is from the annotation of a GenBank genome assembly. Lineage: Eukaryota; Viridiplantae; Streptophyta; Magnoliopsida; Malpighiales; Linaceae.
ACCUCUUCUUCUUCCUCCGCCAAGAUCCGCCAGCGCUGUGUCACUCCCUCCGCCUCCAUCCAGACACCCAGCUGCUCUCACUUGAUAUUUUACUCUCCUCUCUGGAAACCAACAAAACCAAGAAAGAAAAAUCCCACCCUUCUCUGGAUCUCAUCCCUACUUCGUCUACCUUUCCGAUCUCUCACUCAAUCUACCAUAUCCCCCUCUCUCUUCUUGUGGAAACCAACAAAAAGAAGGAACAAAAUGGAAAGGCAGCAGCGUCGAUUGACUCCAGCAAAGGCGGCAACGAUGAUGCCGCGGGUUGAAGGUGGAUCCACCUUAAACGAAAUCCUGGCUACUACGCCACUGACUCCUGCGAACGUUGCCAGCGACAGAAGCGGUGGUGGCGUUUACUUUUUUGGUGAGUAUGGCAUUUUCCAUCAGCGAUGGCAUGAACAACGAGGGCUCCGGUGCCAUUGCAAUGAGAAGGAGGCGGCGAGGCUGCCGGCGAAGGGUGGGCGAGGGAUUAUGGAUGGUGAAUUGGAAUGUGGUGAUGAGUUGGGGAAUAAGAGUCCUCUUUGGGCUUAAUGAAGAGGAAGUAAUUGGAUGUCAAAUGGAGUGAAUUGUGUAGAGGAAGAAGGAGAGAGGAAAGAAAAGAGAGGUAGGUGUAGGAAUCAGUUCGAGAAGCUGAUGUGGUUGGGGAAGAUGAAGAUGGGGGAAAGCAAGGUUUGACCCUUCAUUUUGAUUUUAUUUUGGUUUUAUAUGUUUAAAAAUUAUAAACAAAAAUUAAUCUG